AUGGUGGAUGCAGAAACUUGGACCCCGUGCUGUUCUAUCGAGGAAGCCGAUAGGAUACUGACACGAACCGGGAGCUUGCUCGAAACUGAAACUCGCAUCAUCGGCGGGAGAGUCCUGAAUGUUUGGAAGAAUCUCUGGCCGUCUCUGCGACUAUUCUUUCUGCACUCGACCAAGAAGUACGCCGACAGAACCUACAUAGUAUACCAGACAGAGUGUUAUACCUUCCGGGAAAUACUAGACAAGGCAGUCAGAUGUGCGGUCAUCUUAAGAGAUGUUUACGGUGUUAAGAAAGGUAAGGACAUUCUGUUGUUAUUCGGUGCGUUAGCCCCUCACCUUCAGUAUAGGGGAUCGAGUAGCCAUCUGCUCUCGAAAUUGUCCAACUUAAUCGUGUUUUGGGCUUGCCAUCUUCUGGGAGCUGUAACUGCCCUCGUGGACACAUCGCAACCGUUAGAGUUGCUAAGAUACUGUAUCAUGCUUACAAGAUGUGCACUGAUCGUCCUUGACCCCGAGCGAGCGGACAUGAUCGAACCGGUUACCGCUGAGCUGAGUCUCGCAUCUGGGGCAUCAGGAUGUCUCGUACUCGAGAAUCAUGAGGGACAAGGCCAUUGGGAAGGUGUGGACGUUUGGAAUGCAGUUUCCUCCGGAUACAACAGGGCGGAGCAUAGAUCACUCGUCUUCUGGGAAGAUUAUCAAAGCACUGCUACGGGAUGUAGCCAAGAACGAAUGGGCAAAGAGGUCGAGGAAAGAACAAUCAAAUUUUCGAGCUACACGAUAAGGUAG
Messenger RNA from Desarmillaria tabescens, 780 nucleotides. RefSeq lists its product as uncharacterized. The record is from RefSeq and is a predicted model, not a curated record. The coding region runs from base 1 to 780 and encodes 259 amino acids. NCBI's taxonomy places the organism in Eukaryota, Fungi, Basidiomycota, Agaricomycetes, Agaricales, Physalacriaceae. The transcript has 5 exons.